This is a messenger RNA of Chironomus riparius, 1341 nucleotides long. The record is from the annotation of a GenBank genome assembly. NCBI's taxonomy places the organism in Eukaryota, Metazoa, Arthropoda, Insecta, Diptera, Chironomidae.
AUGAAGGGCGUGAAACUGAAUCGACGAUCUGAUUUACGUGGAAUUACAUUUAAUGCUGGUGUUGUCGUGACUGGAAUACAUCAAAAUCAGACGCUUGAGGAAUAUUUGGAGAGCUAUGACAAUCCGACAAUUGAUGCACAACAUCGUCAUCAGUAUAGGCUCCAUAAAAUAUUGGCUGAGAAACAUAAUUACAGCAUGUUCUUACAUCGAACACCAACAUGGGGAUUUGUUCGAAAUGGCACGUACGACGGAGUUCUCAGGAUGUUUCUAGCAAAACAAAUUGAUUUCUCCAUCUCACCAUUUCGACAUACAAUUGAUAGAUCAUAUUUUAUCGAUCAUACAUUGACGACAUUCAUUACAGCUCCAGAAAUUCUCUUUCGACAUCCAAAAAAUUCACUCCGUAAUCCAUUUUUAUUGCCUUUAUCACCAUUGGUAUGGUAUUUAAUACUUAUCAUCAUGUUUACUGUAUCAAUAUUUGUAACAUUGACCAUGAAGAGUGAUAAAGUAAAGAAUGUGACCUUUAUUCGGGCAUUUAUGACAUCAAUUGGAGUUAUGUGUCAACAGGGCUUGAUGGAAAAUUUUUUAAAAUCUUCAACGAGAACUUUUUUGAUUAUCUUCAUAACCUUUUCAGCCAUCAUUUAUCAGUUCUACAGCUCAUUUAUUGUCAGCUCAUUACUAAUAAGUCCACCAAUGACCAUAAAUAAUUUAAGACAGCUAAUUGAUAGCAGCUUAGAGAUUGGAAUGGAAGAAGUUGUCUAUAAUCGUGAAUUUUUUGAAAGCACAACAGAUCCACUGGCUCAUGAACUGUACGAGACUCGAUUGAUGCGCGGAUCAAAAAAUGGAAAUUUUUAUUCAGUUAAUUGUGGAAUUGAGAAAAUGCGACUAGGUGGAUUUGCCUUUCAAGUUGAUACAGCAUAUGCUUAUUCUGUGAUAUCGCAGACUUUUUCAGAUGAAGAAAUUUGUGACAUUCAUCAAGUUCUCCUAUUUCCUAACCGUCUAUUGUCUGCUGCUUUUGCGAAGAAAUCACCGCUAAGAGAAAUCUUCACUGUUGGAUUUUUAAGGUUUAAAGAAACAGGAAUCCUUCAAUAUCAUGACAACAAGUGGCAAAAGAAGAAGCCAAAAUGUAAUAAGUCAGUGACGAAAAUCAAAGCAAUCAGUAUUGAAGAGUCUUCAUGGAUAUUUAUUGUAUUAGCUUGUGCGAUUUUUAUAAGUUUUGCUCUUGUUGCUGUUGAAAACGUGCAUUUUUUGGUAUCAAAAAAGAUUAAGUUGAAGAAAUUUUCAUUGAUUAGUUUUAUUUUAAAUAAAUUGAGAAAAAAUAAGCCAAAAGUUUCCAAACAUUGA